Dissoconium aciculare CBS 342.82 is the source of this 360-nucleotide messenger RNA. RefSeq lists its product as uncharacterized. Gene Ontology annotation, molecular function: translation release factor activity. The annotation marks the transcript as partial. The transcript has a single exon. The record is from RefSeq and is a predicted model, not a curated record. Gene Ontology annotation, biological process: translational termination. Lineage: Eukaryota; Fungi; Ascomycota; Dothideomycetes; Mycosphaerellales; Dissoconiaceae. Gene Ontology annotation, cellular component: mitochondrion.
UUGGGUAAUAAGGCAUUGCCACCACGUCUCGUGAUUCCAGAAUCAGAUCUAGACGAGUCCUUCUUGAAAGGUUCCGGGCCGGGAGGCCAGAAAAUCAACAAAACCUCUUCCGCAGUUCAGCUUAAACACUUGCCGACCGGCAUUGUUGUGAAAUGUCAAGAGACUCGCAGUCGUGAUCAAAACCGCAAAUUAGCAAGACGCAUACUCGCGGAACGUCUAGAUUUCAUGGAGAAAGGCUCGCAAAGUCGCACUGCUAUCCAGCAGGAGAUCAAAAGAAAAAAGAAGGCUAGUGCGACGAAGAAAUCACGGCGCAAAUACAAGAAAUUGGACGGGGACCGUGACGACAAGGAAGCGGAGACU